GGGAUUGUCGUCUGCAUGGAUGGUGCAGAGCGCGCCUGCGCCUGUGUCAGACACGAGCAUCAUGCAGUUCGCACUAAAUCUUGAGUAUAUCGAGCGCGCGUUCUACGAGGAAGGCCUGGCGCAGUUUGAUACCGCAGCAUUCGCCGAUGCCGGGUACGAAGCUUGGGUUCGCGGUCGCUUCCGCCAGAUCACGGAUCAUGAGAAGGUCCACGUCGCCUUCUUGCAGGAGCAGCUCGGCUCUAAUGCCCCGGAGCCGUGCAACUACAGCUACCCCUACACGGAUGUCCAGUCGUGGGUGUCGCUCUCUCAGACCCUAGAGCAAGUCGGCGCCGCUGCGUACAUGGGUGCCUCGAGAUUCGUUGACGACAAGGACGUCUUGACCGCUUCUCUGGCCAUCUCUCACAUCGAGGCACGCCAAGCAGGUUGGGUGAACUCCGCGGUGCAGAAGCAGCAAGCCUGGGAUGGUGACUUCGAGACACCCCUAUACUUCAGCGGUGUCUGGUCGCUUGCUUCCGGGUUCAUCGUUGAAUGUCCGUCCAGCAACCCAGAACUUCCGGUGGCGAGCUUCCCUGCCUUGACCGUCUCCGACUCUUCUCCGGCCAAGGGCUCGAACAUCAGUGUGUCGUACAACAGCACCAGUGCUGAUGCGGCAUGCCAGACAUACUUGGCGUGGUACCACGACAUGAAUGUCACCUACACGAGCAUCGACGAGAACGGUGCGACCACUGUGCCUGACGGGCUCCGUGGCACGGUGUUCGCGGGAGUGGUGAAGAACGAGACACAGAUAGCUGGCAGCGACGCGACGAUGCUGAGUGGGUUGGCCAUCUUUACCUUCCCGUACGGCUCCUAUGCUAUUGUGGGAGCGUGAAGUGGACUCUAUCGAUACAAGAUUACGUAGUUUAAUAGCAGGUUGAUGGUGUGUUGCGUGGCAAAGGCGUUG
Laetiporus sulphureus 93-53 is the source of this 940-nucleotide messenger RNA. RefSeq lists its product as uncharacterized. NCBI's taxonomy places the organism in Eukaryota, Fungi, Basidiomycota, Agaricomycetes, Polyporales, Laetiporaceae. The record is from RefSeq and is a predicted model, not a curated record. Bases 62 to 868 code for a protein of 268 amino acids. The transcript has 5 exons.